This is a messenger RNA of Torulaspora delbrueckii, 588 nucleotides long. It is a transcript of the gene SBA1, whose product is annotated as Hsp90 cochaperone SBA1. Gene Ontology annotation, biological process: protein folding; chaperone-mediated protein complex assembly. Gene Ontology annotation, molecular function: protein-folding chaperone binding; Hsp90 protein binding. The record is from RefSeq and is a predicted model, not a curated record. Gene Ontology annotation, cellular component: cytosol; nucleus. Bases 1 to 588 code for a protein of 195 amino acids. The transcript has a single exon. Lineage: Eukaryota; Fungi; Ascomycota; Saccharomycetes; Saccharomycetales; Saccharomycetaceae.
AUGUCUGCUUCAAAAACUCUAACUCCCGAAGUGCUUUGGGCCCAAAGAUCCAGCGAAACCGAUGCUGAUGAAAACUAUUUGAUGAUCACAAUUGGUAUCCCAGACUGUGAGAAUCCAUCUGUAAAGAUCGAAUCUGAUUCCCUAGAAUUCACCGCCAAGUCAAAGGGUCAUGUAGGCGAUGAAUCUUCUCACCAGUAUCAUUUGCACAUCGAUUUCUUUAAGGAAAUUAUACCCGACAAGACAUUGCAUAAGAUCGCCAACGGUCAACAUUAUUUCUUGAAAAUAUUCAAGAAGGAUUUGGGCUUGGAAUACUGGCCACGUUUGACUAAAGAAAAGGUAAAAUAUUCAUACAUCAAGACGGACUUCAACAAAUGGGUGGAUGAGGACGAACAACAAGACGCUCCACCACCAGCUGGGUUCGAUAUGAACGAUAUGAUGAUGAACGGAAACCCAGAUAUGGAGGCCUUGAAACAACAGCUAGCACAAGGUGCUGGUGGUAUGGACCUGGGUGCCGCAGGUUUCCCAGAAGAGCUUGAUGAUGUGGGUGAUGAGGAAGAAGUAUUGGAGGAGAUUGAGGCUAGUAAAUAG